Molecule: messenger RNA, 4064 nt
Organism: Micropterus dolomieu (smallmouth bass)
Lineage: Eukaryota; Metazoa; Chordata; Actinopteri; Centrarchiformes; Centrarchidae
Exons: 10
Coding region: 198-2072 (624 amino acids)
Biological process (GO): immunoglobulin mediated immune response; cytokine-mediated signaling pathway
Cellular component (GO): external side of plasma membrane
Molecular function (GO): protein binding; cytokine receptor activity
Source: RefSeq, a predicted model, not a curated record
GAUGUACGUGAUAGACAGACAUGUAAGGUGAAGAGAUCUCCACAGAAAGACACUGGACUGGAUGAGAAAAAAGAGGAAGCGAUCGGUUACACAGCGAAACAAGAACAAUCCAUCAAAGCCCCACAUAUCCAAGUCACUGAGCUUUGGAAACCAACAAUCCUGUUAUUUUGAGAUGAGAGAGAGUGAUAACACGAUAAAUGGAGAGAAAUAAGAAAACCCCUGUGCUGUUUCUUCUUCUUGCUCUGCUUCACGUCUGCACCACCAGAUCACAGGACUGUCCCAGCCUCCCAAACAACAAUCUCACCUGCUACAGUGACUACAAUCAUACCAUCACUUGUGUGUGGAACAGCACAUAUGUGUCUGAUCAUGCAGACACUGUGUGCAAAAUACACGCCAAAAAAGUCAAAGGUAGACCUGCGUACAGUGCUUCCUGUGACCUGAAGCCUGUUGACAUCUCCAGACCAAUGCUAAAGAAGUGCUCCCUGGACUUCAAAACACACUGGAUUUUUAGGACCUUCCAUGAGUUGUCCAUUAAUCUGAGCUGUGAACCUGUGAAGCAAAGUUUACACAUUUCUUACAAGCCAGCUUGUCACAUUAAGCUGAAUCCGCCGCCAAAACCAGAUGUCAACUCUACUGCAAUUUCUUGGUUCCCACAAGUUAACAAACAUGAAAAAAUAACACGUUACAACUCCCAACUACAGUGGAAACGAGAGGAUUGCUCAUGGAGUGAUCCCUCUGUGAAGACAGAAAAUAAAGAAUGUGACUGGAGCUUAACAGUGGCGCAGAUCCCUGACUCAGAUUUGCUGAUGGGGGAGAGGUACGAGGCACGUGUUCGAGUGCAAGGCAGGGAAAACUGGGCCAAGUCAACCUGGAGUGACUGGAGCCCCGUUGCAUCUUGGGAGUCCACCGUAGGAAAAACAAAACCAACUUUAGAUGGUACUGAAAUUUUAUUUGGCGUUGUUGCAGCUGUGCUCGCAUUUGCCGUCCUUCUGACUGUCGCUAAGACUGACAAAACUACCUGGAUUUACAUGGUAAAGAGAAUCAGCGGCCCACCCCUACCGAACCCAGCAAAGUCAUUCCUACAGGAUGUAAAUUUCCAGAAUUGGUUGAGCCCCCACUUCACCGGUGAAUCCUUGCAUUCCUUCUUGAAACCGGUGGAAAUUGUUUCUGUAGAGAUAACCUCCACUGUGGAUGCUGUUGCACCCUGUGGGCCAGAGGCGACACUACUAGAGAAGAUGAGAAGCAAAGGAAACCACGAGUCCGCCAGUUCCAACUUCUCCAACCCCAGUUACUCCCAGCUGUGUCCUCCUCCUCCUGUCUCCUCGCUCACUGCGGGAAAUCUGGAGCCCUGUGCCUCCGAUACACCUUAUGGGCCUGUUAGUAGUCAAGGUGAAGGUAAAAAUGAAGUGAAGGAUAGGGAUGAGGUGAGAGGGAAAGAAGUGGAGAUCCUACAGUUGCUCUCCAAAGGCAGCAACAACAGUGAGCCUAUGCCGGUAAUUUCAGACUAUGAGAAGGUUGAGAAGCUCCAGGUCAGGUGCAGUGGCCAGAUCAGUCAAGAGAGGAGGAUAGAGGAGGCAGAUAGCAUAUGUGUGACUAAUUGCCAUGAUGAGGGACCUGAAGACAAGGAGGAGAGGCAGAAAGGGAAUGGAAAAGAAGGAGAUUUACAGAAGUUGUUUGGAGGCAGUGGAUUUGGCAAAUCCAUUCAGGUUUGUUGUGAUUACGAGCCAGUCCGGAAUCUGCAGAAUGACAGCCCCGAGCUCCCUAGCCUGGAUUCAGGCAUUAGCAGUGGGAACGAGGAGCAGGGGAGUCAGGAGGAGAGCCUGGAGGACCUUGAUAAGUCCACUAAAUCUACAGGUCUCCUGUUUCCUCCUCUCUCACCCCCUUUCAGUACCUUACCAUGCUCCUUGCCCUCUUUCGCACCAUUGCCUUUGAACUUUUCUGGGCCAGGUUUGAGUCCAGCUCAGCGACCUCUGCCAACUCAUAUACUAGAAAGGAUUGCUCUUAUAUCUACCAAUAGGUUAGAAGAGCUCUCUGGUGAUGGAUAUAUGCCAGUAAGGCAGGAAGAGAGCUGAAAACGGACAGAAAUCUCACAGUGAAUGCUGUACAAUACAUGUGCAGGAUUCAUGAGAGCCAAGUGUCGGAAUCCAUCAGAUACCUGGUUCUGAGAUUGCAUUGCCAGUUUGUUUUGCCUCUUUUGCUCUCCACAUGGACUGAAUGCAACCAAAGACCUCUACAAACGAAUACCAGAACACUUUAUAUCAAAAUCUUAUCCCUUAUCUACAAGUUCUGCAUUCAUAUACACAUAUCUUAUUAACAAGAUUAACAAGAGCCUGGCAGCUAGAAUGUCCGUUAAUUAUAAUAAUAAUAAUAAUCCGUCAUAUGGACAUUUAUUUAUUUAUACCCAGGGUACAACUCUGAAAGAUGGGUUGAGUUGAAUGAAUGUAUUUGUUUAUAUUUUGUUGUGUUUUGUAUUUUGUUAUUAAGUUAUUCUUUCUGAAGUGCUGAAGUGAAUAUUCUCAGAAAAAGCCAACCUUGUUUAAUGUGACAGCCCGAUAAUGAUAUUAGGUUAGGUUGAAUUUAACAUACUGGGAAAUAAACACUGUCUGCUGCUCCUAUUAGAUGAGAAAGUGCUCAACUACAUAUAUGAUUAAUUAUGAUCUAGCUGUCCGUUAUGGAUGUAUUUUGACUCCACAUGACUUACAAACCGAGGGAGUUGUGAGAUGCUUAAUAAAAGCUGCUAAAUUGAACAGUCAGACACUGACACUGGACACUGAGAUGAUUUCUCAAGGAACAAACCUCACACCUUCUGAUUAAUGUAUAUUAAACCUGUGGAGCUGUUAGAGUAAACUAGUGUUUACCAGAAUUUUAAAAUAUGUAGGCCAAAAUGUAGGCUAAUCGAGGCUUUUAUUUUGGUUUCUAAUGCUGUUUGGUCUGGUUAUGACAAGAUGAUAAUGUUGCAUUCAUAUGACUUUAUAAUACAGAUAAAAAAAAUAAAACAUCUGAAAAAAAUCAAAGAUACUAUAUCUAUCAAACAUCCUUUAGCUUAUAGGUGCAGAUGAAGUGGCUGGUUUUCACUUGCCUGCACAUAAAACCCCCUAAAAACACUGUCAUAUGUUUUUCAGUGGAUUACUCCACUAUGUAAGAAUAGCCUUAAUGGAUAAUUUUGGUAUUUUUAAACCUGGGCCCUAUUUUCACAUAUUUUGGGGUCAAAAUGACUAGUAGGUACAGUGUUUAAUUAAGUAAGUGUAUAAUUUUAGAGCAUUAAAGCCUAAAUUGUAAUUAUUAAUUAUUAGAGCGAUGGUGGUCUACAUUCUCAUUGUUUAAAGUGUUAUAUUUUAAUUCUAGUAUAAAGUUAGGAUCACAGUGUUAAAAUUCUAUAUCUUUAUGUGUGCACCUUUCUGUAUCUAAAUGCCUAGGCUCAGCAGUAGCGUGUGUGUGUGUGUGUGUGUGUGUGUAAGCAAGCAUGUGAGCUUUGGCAGAGAUAGAGGCAGACACACAGCACCAAAACACCAAGAUAGGAAAAUGUAGAAGCAGAUUUUGUGAAAAUUGUGUUACAAAACAUUCAUCAAUAUGUUCCAAGAAUGUACUGUUUGUAGCACAAAAACACCAACUUAUUCCACAGUCAGGUUAUGGUUGAAAUAGUAUGAUUAGCCGAGGGCAUGGGGGGGGGAGCAGUGCAGCCAGGAACAAUUAAAUAAAAAUCCACCGAAAGGUUGGAAAGCAAUGACAAAAAGAGAGACACCCAAAACAGUCAUAGUGAAAUAAAAGUGAUAAAAGUCCACCAAAUUUUGAAUGGUUGGAAAAUGAUGAGAAAAGAGAGACAGCCGAAAAUUUGGGACUUUCCCAGAUCCAGAUCAGCAGGAAAGAGAGCGAAGAGAUUAUAUAUAACGCUUAGAUACAGAGCUAUAAAAGGAGGUCCAAAAGGAAUUGAAAGUCAGUUGUUACAACAUACAUACAGCUCGGGUCUCUGUUCUGGUCACAGAAUUGGACUCUAUUUUGACCCUCUCCAGUGAAACUAUUCUAAGUGGUGUCUAUUUCUGUUGACAAUAAAAAUGUUGGUAAAA